AUGCGGUCGAGGCCUUUGCCUCUCGCGCUCAUCUCCCUCUUGCGGUGCAGGCUCGUGGAUUCGUGGGGCUAUUGCAACGACAAGGACGUAAGCUGUGCAAAGUGGGCCAACAACGGCGAGUGCAAGGGCGAGAAUGCCGGGUUGGUCAAGAAGCUCUGCCCUCUCUCGUGCAAGACCUGUAGCCUCCUCUGCCGCGAUGAAGAGGAGGAGUGCGAGGGCUGGGCCAAGGGAGGGCAGUGCGAGAUCAAUCGGGACUUUAUGAGCAAGACCUGUCCCACGAGCUGCGGGACAUGUAAGCCCGUCUGCUACGACAAGGACGAGAUGUGCGGGCAGUGGGCGAGAUCAGGCGAGUGCAAGAAGAAUCCAAACAUGAUCCUGCCCACCUGCCCGGUGUCGUGCGGCGUAUGCACCUCAAUGUGUUUCGACAAGAUCACAGAGUGCCCACAGUGGGCUGCUCACGGCGACUGCAACUCGAACCCGGGCUUCAUGCUCAAGAGUUGCCCGGUUAGCUGCAGCGUGUGCGACGAGAAGGAGCACGGCUCGAAGAAGUGUGCCGACCGCGACCGCCAUCAGUGCCUCGCGCUGGGGGAGCAGGAGUGCGUGCGCAACCCAAGCACCGUCAUGCGCUUGUGUCCCGACCUGUGCGGCCUUUGCACGCUCGCGUGCGAGGACCGCCAAACGGACUGCCAUGGUUGGGCAGCGGCCAAAGAGGGCCUGGGCUGCAAGUUGGACAAGGAUUACAUGCUCGACAACUGCCCGCAUUCGUGCAACAUCUGUCCAAGGAUCCCGGAGUACGCGCCCAGAAUAAAAAAGGCGGAGCUUUGA
This is a messenger RNA of Emiliania huxleyi CCMP1516, 825 nucleotides long. RefSeq lists its product as hypothetical. The record is from RefSeq and is a predicted model, not a curated record. The transcript has a single exon. Bases 1 to 825 code for a protein of 274 amino acids. NCBI's taxonomy places the organism in Eukaryota, Haptophyta, Isochrysidales, Noelaerhabdaceae.